CUUCCUCAAUUUUUCUUCUUCAACUUUUAUAUCUACGACACUUCUAAAUUCUGUGAUUUUCUCAUCAGAUAUUAUUAUAACAGAUAAAAUGAUGCGGCAAUUAAACCAAGAUUCCUCUGAAGAAGAGAAUGGUACUCAAAGCAGCACACAUCCAAAUCUACCAUUUUUCAGCUUUAAAAUGAUAAUGACAGCGACAAGAAAUUGUGGUCAUGAGAAUAAGCUUGGACAAGGUGGAUUUGGCUCUGUCUACAAGGGUUGCUUGGUUAAUGGACAAGAGAUAGCAGUGAAGAGAUUAUCCAAACACUCAGGUCAAGGCAAAGAAGAAUUUAAAAAUGAAGUUGCACUUUUAGUUAAACUCCAACACAGAAAUCUAGUGAGAUUGCUUGGUUGUUGCUUUGAAAAAGAAGAAAGGAUGCUAGUUUAUGAAUACCUACCAAACAAAAGCCUAGACUUCUUUAUUUUUGAUCAAAACCAAAGGUCAUCCUUGGAUUGGGGUAUACGUUUUGAAAUUAUUUGUGGGAUUGCUCGAGGUGUUUUAUAUCUUCAUCAAGAUUCAAGGCUGAAAAUAAUUCAUAGAGAUCUAAAAGCCAGCAACAUUCUCUUUGAUGCUCCAAUGAAUCCCAAAAUUAUGGCUAGAAUAUUUGGAGAAGAUGAAAUCCAAGCAAUAACACAAAAAGUGGUUGAUACAUUUGGAUAUAUGGCACCAGAAUAUGCAAUGGAAGGACGGUAUUCAACGAAAACUGAUGUCUUCAGUUAUGGGGUCUUAAUAAUGGAGAUUAUUGCUGGCAAAAGAAACACACAUUGUGGAACAGGAAGAGCUUCUCCAAACUUAAUCGGACAUGUGUGGACACUAUGGACAGAAGGAAAGGCCAUGGAUAUAGUUGAUCCGGUACUAAACCAGUCUUAUCCUUCUGUUAUGGUUCUGAGAUGCAUUAAAAUUGAACUUUUGUGUGUGCAAGAAAACGCCAUGAAUAGACCAUCAAUGUUAGAAGUUGUUUUCAUGCUAUGCAAUGAAUCACCUCUUUGCCAACCUCAAAAACCAGCAUUUUUAUUCAAUGGCAACCAAGAUUUGCAAGAUUCAUCAACAUCAGGAGGAGGAUCUUCAAUAAAUGAAAUAACAGAAACUACCAUCAGUGCUCGCUAAAAGCUACUACCUCAAUCAAUUAUGUAAAUUUUAUGUUCAUACUUUUCCAUCAGAAUUGAGUUUGUAGUCGUUUCAAUAGGCUGAGAGACAAGUAUGUGUAUUCACUUCGUGGUAUUGUUAAAUGAAUAUGUGAUUAAGUGUCUAUUUCA
Trifolium pratense (red clover) is the source of this 1293-nucleotide messenger RNA. Its product is annotated as G-type lectin S-receptor-like serine/threonine-protein kinase RKS1. The record is from RefSeq and is a predicted model, not a curated record. Bases 89 to 1144 code for a protein of 351 amino acids. The transcript is spliced from 6 exons. Gene Ontology annotation, molecular function: protein kinase activity; ATP binding. Gene Ontology annotation, biological process: protein phosphorylation. NCBI's taxonomy places the organism in Eukaryota, Viridiplantae, Streptophyta, Magnoliopsida, Fabales, Fabaceae.